GGCGUCACAUCCGCCUGCUACAGUCCAGAGAGGGGGGAGAUUUAAUUAUCAGGCUGGGAGCGAAAAACGUCCUCACUGCAUGAGAUCCUGACAGUAAAAAAAAGGAGUGUGUGAAAGACUGAGAGCUGGAGGAGGCUGAACUGGCGUGUAACCCACCCCAUCAGCAGCAACAUACAGAGCCGCCCUAAAUCAGUGAGUGGCUCAGUGAGGUCUCACUCAGACCCACACAGAUACCAGAGACACAAGCACCAGAUACCUCCAGGACAAGCAGCACGCCUCGAAGUUUCUCUCCUCAGUUCAACACAACUGUGUUCAACUCUCGACUGCUGCUGUGAACCGGGGGGAGACGGACGAUGAAGGCAGCUGGCGACCAACCGACUUUGACAAUCAUUAAAACCGAGAAAACUGACGAUCUAGAAUGUGGAGAUAUACCCUUGCUGACACCCAGCAGCAACAAAAUGAUGUCUCAAGCCCUUAAGGACACAUUCAGUGAAUUCACAAGGGUACAGCAAAGACUGGGAAUUCCAAAAGACCCACGACAAUGGAUGGAUGAGCAUGUGACUCACUGGUUAACCUGGGCUGUGAAUGAAUUCAGUUUGAAGAAUGUAGAUUUCCACCAGUUGCGAAUGAAUGGAGCCACUCUAUGUGCCCUGGGCAGGGACAGCUUUCUGGAGUUGGCCCCUGACUUUGUGGGUGACAUCCUGUGGGAACAUCUUGAGCAACUUCAGAAAGAAUGCCAAGAAGACAUCAAGCCCUACGUGGUAAACGGCGUGGUUUCCAGUUACUCUGAAAACAGCCUCUUUUCAACCUAUCCCUUGGGGUACGGCAGUGAACAUGCACAGUGUGUUCCUCCAUCUGAAUACUCCGACCCAGGAUUUAUUACAGAGUCCUACCAAACCCUUCAUCCUAUCAGCUCAGAGGAACUGCUGUCUCUAAAGUAUGAACCGGAUUAUCAGGCUGUGAUCACUCGCGAUGCUCCUGUGGAGUCACUGCAGGCCGAGUAUUAUCUCAAACAGGAAGUGGUGUCUCCUGACAACAUGUGCGUGGGCCGCAUUAGCCGAGGUAAACUCGGUGGCCAAGAUUCCUUUGAGAGUGUUGAUAGUUUUGACAGUUGUGACCGCUUAACUCAGUCCUGGAGCAGCCAAUCCUCAUUCAACAGCCUUCAGCGAGUGCCCUCCUACGAUGGCUUCGACUCUGAGGAUUACUCCAGCAAUCUUCCCAAUCACAAGCCCAAAGGGACAUUCAAAGAUUACGUGCGAGAUCGAACUGACCUAAAUAAAGACAAGCCAGUGAUUCCUGCUGCUGCUCUGGCAGGAUACACAGGGAGUGGGCCCAUCCAGUUGUGGCAGUUUCUGCUGGAGCUCUUGACUGACAAAUCUUGUCAGUCAUUUAUCAGUUGGACAGGUGAUGGCUGGGAGUUCAAGCUCGCAGAUCCUGAUGAGGUGGCCAGACGAUGGGGAAAGCGGAAAAACAAACCGAAGAUGAACUACGAGAAGCUGAGCCGAGGCCUGCGUUAUUAUUAUGACAAGAACAUCAUUCACAAAACAGCAGGCAAGCGUUAUGUGUAUCGGUUUGUUUGUGACCUUCAGAGCUUGCUGGGCUACACACCAGAGGAACUACAUGCCAUGCUUGAUGUUAAACCUGAUGCCGAUGAGUAAGGGGUACCUGCUUGUGGGACUGGAUUCCAAGCUGUGCUCACUUGUGGGACUUGUGUAUGGUUUGUUUGCUUAAGCUUCGUAGAGAAAGCCAGAAAAAAUCAUUGCAUUGAAGGUGGACAUUUCAAAACGAUGCACAGCUCUACAAAGACAAACCAAGCCAGUUUCUUCUUUUAAAAAAAAUCAUCUUUAUUUGUGUUUUUUGGUUUUGUAACCUCUCAUUUUUCCUGCAUUACUAGUGCAGCAGACAGACUGUGUAAGGAUUGUGAUGACAUUGUGCAUUGUAGGACACAGGAACACUGCCCGAAAGGAAAACCAUUGCCACUGAUGGGCAGCUGCAUGACUGUCACAGGCAUCAUGCCUGUUGACAGCUUUGGCACAUUGGUGAACUGAAGUUAAUGGAUAAGGUAGUCAGUAUUUUAAGUAUUUGCCAGUAUUUUUUUUUUGUUUUAAGCUUAUAUCUAAGAUGGUCUCAGUAUUUGCAGCCUUGUGUAGGAACCUUACCAGCUCUGAUAUGAUCAAGUUUUGAAGGUGGGUAGACAACAUCAAAGAUGACUGUAGUAAGAACCUGAAAGGGGGCUUUAAUAGGUUGAAAAACAUGCCAACAAAGUUACAUUACACCAAGCCUGCUGGAAAUUGUACCUUUGUUCUUUGUCCAGUGUGACAAUUAGUGUGGUUGAUUGCAUUUAUUGUUUUUUUAAUAUAAAAUAGUGAACUACAAAGAAACAAAAGAUGAGAUGCUUUGAAGCACUAUUGUAGUUACCCAUACUGUCUAACACAACUGUACAAAUAUAUAUAUAUAUAGAGAGAGAAUGUGUAUUGCAAUAUGUUCUGUGAACAAGACCAUUUCUGGGAAUGUGUUUUAGAAAGCUACCUGAAUAAGUAGAUUGAACACUGUCCCUAGUGGUAUUCCAAAUAGGUCCAAUGGGAUGGAUAUGAUUCUUGAUUAGAUCUCCAGUUUGAUCAAACAUCAUAAAAUGAAGCGUAGAAGUAUAUGUAGGUCCAACUGAGGCCUCACAACUCUGUAACCUUGCAGAUGAACUGAGUUAAGACUGUCUCUGCCCACUCUGCAGGUAAGAAGAGUUUAAAGGAGAGGAGUAUCAGUGAAUUAAUGGCCAUUUCAAACUUUCAAAUAUCCUGUGAUGAAUGAUUGGAAAGUUGCUUGAAGUUAAGGAAAAUUCCAUUGUUAAGGCUAAGCAAGGGAAGGCCAGGUUUACUGGUGCAUUUGUGUGACUACUGAACUAGAAAGGCUUUAAGUAUGUCACUGGAUAUAAAUUGGAGAUGAUUAUUCUUUCCCAUCUUCAAUGAGCCAAAGACUGUUGUAUAAUUUUGUUCUAAAACAUUUGAGCAGGGUGCCUAUAUAUUGUCUGGAAUGCACUGUGUAACUUCACUUUGUGUUUCUGCUCUCUUUUCCUAGUCAAUUUGCUAGAGGGAUGUUUCUGUCAACCAUCUGAGUCACUGUCUCAGACCCAUGUAGCUCAGUCUGACUGUACCAAGCGCACGUCAGUGUAGAACUGAGGUGCUGCACUGGGAGAUAUCAGCUAGUUCUUUUAUGGUUAAGUGCCCCGCAAGCAGCAUUAUCUUUCUGACGAGCACAUGUGUCUUUAUUGAAAAUGAUGAAACUGGAGUAAUAGAGCAAAGGAAUUUUGGCAGAAUGGCAAGACCAUGUGGGAAUUUCGUAAUCAAAUGCUGAAGAGUUAUAUAUAGCUGUGGUUUGUUACCAAAUGUUUCUCAAUAGCACCAUUCCAGAACAAUACAUUAAGUAAGAGUCACCGUCAGAAAUGUUGGGAAAUGCAGUGCUGGGAUGUAAAUAAAAGAAAGGCUUGCAUUUACACAGCCCCUUUCAUGACCUCAGCAUAUCCAAAAUCAAUUUAGUGUCAGUGGAGUACUUUGAAGGGUAGCCACUGUUUUAAUGUAGGAAGCACCGGUAGCCAAUUUGCACAGAGCAAUGGUCACACAAAUAGCAAUGUGACAAGGAUCUUAUAAUCUGCUUUAUCAGCUAAGUAUUGACGCGGACAUUAAUCUGCAUCUAUGAUUUCUCCCACGCAGAGAACUCUUAACUUUCAAUGUUUCCUGGAAAGGCAAUUACUGAAUGAAAGGCUAGUUAAUUUUCAGAGGAAGGGAAAGCUGCAGAGCCAGCUAUUCCAUUUAGGAAGGCUGUCUUUACUUAGUGUAUGGAAGUUGAGAUGGACAGGCUUCCUAAUGAGUGCUUAGUUUUGCUUCCCUUGACAGCAAGAGCAAGAGUGGCAACAGUACUGACUCCCAGCUUAGUCAGCACUACAGAGAUCGAUUACAAAUAAUGCCCAGAGGCACAUGGUGUAGCAAGUCUUCUGAGGACAAAAGGUGAAGGAGGGGAGGCUACAGCUAGCCUCAUAGAUGUAUGAUGAGUGUGACUGCACUAGGGAAAAAUUAGUUUGCAACUUGUCCACUUUCUAUCGCCAUUUCAGGGGUGAUGUCAGAAUUACUGCUUGAUAUCCCUUGGGAAUUGAGUAACAGUGAAGAAUAGCUUGAACCUCGCUCUGUCGGGCCUAGAUUGACUGCAUCAUUUGCAGUUCAUCAUUCAGUUGGUUAAGGAAUAAUCUGUUUCUAAACAUACCUGUAUAUCUCACUGGUGUAAGCAGAGAAGGGAACUGUAGUUAUAUGUUGCAAGUAUGUAGAGAGUGUGUUACAGGAAACCUUGAAAUGUCCACAUGUAUUGUCCAGAAGCACAGAUCACUGCUUCAGAGUUGCCGGGACCAGAUAUUAACCCACCAUAUGUUCCAUUGGCUCUGUGAUGUUUAGAUUAAAUCCAAAAUAAUUGCCUCAACGGAAUAGUUUCUUACUGUAGGUUUAAAGUCUAAAAUAGUGGAUAUAAAAAAAGAUAUUUUAUGUAUUUUGUUCAAGACUUAUUUUUUAGCUUUUUUAAGAAUAAUUUAUAUUUUUUAAAAGGACAAAAAAGCAAAACGAAAGCUGGUGCUUUGUAAACUGAGGUAGCUUAGAGAUGUAGCGAUCUCAUUGGAGCAGAGUGAAGAUUCCUGUAAGUUUAGUUGCUGAUGCUGGCACAUCAUGUUGCUGGAGAUAUUUUAUAUAACUGUACUCUUUCUAUGCUGUUACACAUUGUGGAAAUGCUUCAUAAAAAGAAAUGAGCUGUGAAAUUUGGAUUAUUUUGACUCCAAUGUAAUACCCAUGCCAAUGUUCAACGAUUUUGACAUCAAAGUUGUUAGAAUCUACCUCCUGUAGCUCCAAUUCAAACUCUGCCCUCUGCGGACUGAAUGUGAGACUCUUAUUGCCUCCAUAUCCAUUUGAGAUGGAACUGAAGACUCUGUUUUUAUGAAGAUUAUCUAGAAUUAUUUCAAUAAAAGAAAUUCUUAUUCUUUUGAA
Stegostoma tigrinum is the source of this 5015-nucleotide messenger RNA. It is a transcript of the gene ets1, whose product is annotated as v-ets avian erythroblastosis virus E26 oncogene homolog 1. Gene Ontology annotation, molecular function: sequence-specific DNA binding; DNA-binding transcription factor activity, RNA polymerase II-specific. Gene Ontology annotation, biological process: cell differentiation; regulation of transcription by RNA polymerase II. NCBI's taxonomy places the organism in Eukaryota, Metazoa, Chordata, Chondrichthyes, Orectolobiformes, Stegostomatidae. Gene Ontology annotation, cellular component: nucleus. The record is from RefSeq and is a predicted model, not a curated record. Bases 354 to 1658 code for a protein of 434 amino acids. The transcript is spliced from 8 exons.